Molecule: messenger RNA, 1257 nt
Organism: Mercurialis annua (annual mercury)
Lineage: Eukaryota; Viridiplantae; Streptophyta; Magnoliopsida; Malpighiales; Euphorbiaceae
Product: zinc finger CCCH domain-containing protein 14-like
Exons: 3
Coding region: 242-1132 (296 amino acids)
Molecular function (GO): mRNA binding; metal ion binding
Source: RefSeq, a predicted model, not a curated record
AUCUCAUCACUUCCAGCCAGCUAUUUCACAAACUCCCCAUUACUAUUUUUCUCACUCCCCUUAGGGUUAGGGUUAGGGUUUUUACUUUCUUAUUCAAUUUAAUUCAAUUACAUCUCAAUUUUCUUUUUAUAUUGGCAAGCUCAAGGUUCAGUUCUUACGUACAAUUUUUUAUAAUUCGCUGUUCGGAGUACUGGGUGGGGAUCUGGAUCUGUGGUAAUUUCCCGUUCAAUAAAAAAAUAGGAUGAUGGAUACAAGAAAAAGAGGGAGGAGAGAGUUCAAUGCUAAUGGCGGAUUCAAGAAGUCUAAACAAGAAAUGGACUCCUUAUCAAGUGGUGUAGGAAGCAAAUUGAAGCCAUGCACCAAAUUUUUCAGUACUGGUGGCUGUCCAUUUGGUGAGAGCUGCCAUUUUUUACACUAUGUUCCCGGUGGUUAUAAUGCUGUGGCACAGAUGAUGAAUCUGGGGCCAGCUGUGUCUUCAGUUCCUAGAAACAUUCCUGCUCCUCCACCAGCCAUGCCUAAUGGUUCUGCUCCAUCAGCAGUUAAGAGCCGCUUGUGCAACAAAUAUAACACUGCUGAAGGCUGCAAAUUCGGUGACAAAUGUAAUUUUGCACAUGGUGAGUGGGAACUUGGAAAGCCCUUCAUUCCUCCCCAUGAUGAUCCCCGCUCCUACGGAAAUAUGCCAGGCCGAAUGGUUGGUCGGAUGGAACCACCUCCUCCCCACGGUCUUGCUGCUGGGUUUGGUGCCAAGGCCACUGCAAAAAUCAGUGUGGAAGCUUCCCUUGCUGGAGCAAUAAUUGGCAAGAGUGGAAUCAAUUCAAAGCAGAUCUGCCGCCAAACGGGAGCUAAGCUGUCCAUCCGGGACCAUGAGACAGAUCCCAAUCUCAGGAAUAUUGAAUUUGAGGGAUCAUUUGAACAAAUCAAGCAAGCGAGUGCCAUGGUUUCAGAGUUGAUUGCAAGUAUUAGUUCGGCAAAAACUCAUGCGAAUGCCCCUGGACCAACAGGGAAUCAGGGUCAGUCAGGAAACAACUUCAAAACAAAGCUAUGUGAGAAAUUUUCAAAAGGGUCUUGCACCUUUGGUGAAAGGUGCCACUUUGCUCAUGGAGCUGCUGAAUUACGCAAGUCAGGGGUGUAAUUGUUUGAUUCAGUCUUUUUAGUUAGUGGUGGCAUAAUCUUGUAUCAGUGAGAGUUGUCUUCUUAAAUUAUUAUUUGUUUACAUUUUUGACAUGGGGUUAUGAGUGAUGCUGAAUUCCUUAGAAA